AUGAAUAACAAUAAUAAACGAAGAAAACCAUUAUUGCCAUGUUCAAGGCGUCAGAUACGUCGUAUUAUUGCUAGUAAUGAUCAGUCAAGUUUACCAACAAAUGAUAAUUCUUUUGAUUCCGAAAGUAGUAGUAGUUCUGACAACAAUGAUGAAACUUAUAAGCCAUUACAAAUAGUCGUAUCAAACAAUUUUGAAAUUAGUAAAAAUGAAAUUUUAUCAAAUAAAGAUGAUUUUGUGAUAAACAAUGAUUUAGCAGAUUCAUCUGCAUCUGAUUCAUCCUCUGAUCAUCUUAUUUUGUCUGAUGAAAAUUCCAAUUUAACACCAAGUCAUAAUAACUCAGUUCCUAAUGAAUUGAAUAGGUCUAUACAACAUUUAGAAGAAUUUGAAUCUAGUCUUAGAGUUUGGGCUAUAAAUAACAAUAUUACUAACUCAGCAUUAUCUCAGUUAUUAGUUAUAUUAAACAACCAUACUAAUCAUAAUUUACCGUUAGAUGCUCGAACAUUAUUAAAAACUUCUCGAUCACCUUUGUAUAAUUUAACCGAGAUUGGAAAUGGUUCCUUUUGGUAUUAUGGUCUUGAAAAGUGUAUUUUGAAUAUGGUUGAAGAACAGUAUGAUGUGGAUGCCUUAGACUUAUUAAUUAAUAUUGAUGGAUUGCCAAUUGCUAAAUCAUCUAAUAGUAGCAUUUAUCCUAUUCUAUGUUCAUACACUAAGUUUAAAAAAGUUUUUAUGAUUGGUGCAUACUAUGGACAUGAGAAACCUAUUGACUCUAAUAUGUACUUGGAACAAUUUGUGAAUGAAAUAGUUCCUUUAGUUCAAAAUGGAUUUAAAAUGCCAAACAAUAAAUUAAUUACUAUUAAAAUGCAUGGGUUAAUUUGCGACGCCCCGGCUAAAUCAUUUGUUUUGUGUACCAAAGGGUCGCGGUCGGUAUUUUGGCGACACCCGCCCGACGCGCAACAGUCGGACGGCAGGUGGUGGGGACCCGGACGUCGACAACGACGCCCGACCUCGCCGCCGAGGUCCGUCAGCCUGGCACCCCAAAGUCAAAAUGUCAAGGUCAAAUCAAACUAA
Molecule: messenger RNA, 1068 nt
Organism: Macrosiphum euphorbiae (potato aphid)
Lineage: Eukaryota; Metazoa; Arthropoda; Insecta; Hemiptera; Aphididae
Source: the annotation of a GenBank genome assembly